CGCUUGCAGGAAAUUUGACAAAUGUUUGCGUGUUAGGUGUCUUCGCCGGGGGUUGAAAGGGUCGUUAGGAUCCCAGAAGAUCUCAAUCGGUUCAAGGAUCGCCCAAUGCACGUAAAGUAUACGAUGACCAAAGGGGUUGAAGGUUGCCCACCUACUGAAUGUGAUGGUGUGUUCAGGCUCGUGUCAUUUGAUACGGGAAACAAUGUGUGCACCUGGGGACUUGCAGAUGCAAGGGUCAACCGUGAAAAAGCAGGGAAAGGAAGACCACUCAGCAAGAAGCAAAAGGAAUGGCGUCUGGACACUCCACUUGAUACUCUCAUAAUGGUCCGAUUGCAUUCUGAGUUUUGACGCGUUCCCUUUUCUGUGUAAGUUCAGCAUCAAUUGUUAGCAUAUUUUAUACCCCACUUGUUUGAUAACCGUGAAGCAAUAUCUCUCUAUUUUAACGUUCUUGGAGUGAUGUUGUACGUUGAAUCAAUCUUCUGUGGUUUG
Cuscuta campestris is the source of this 489-nucleotide messenger RNA. NCBI's taxonomy places the organism in Eukaryota, Viridiplantae, Streptophyta, Magnoliopsida, Solanales, Convolvulaceae. The record is from the annotation of a GenBank genome assembly.